GCUACGUGCCGCCAUGGACGCAGACAUUGACGCACGCUUAGUAACAAUGGAAGAAAUUCUCAUUGAAGCCGUACGCCAACGACCUUCAAUCUACGACAAAACGAAAGCUGUUUACAGAAGUACUAGAAUUCGCGAACAAGAAUGGCAAGAAGUAGCUCAAGCUGUCAACGUCGCAGAUGCCGAGGUCGUGAAAAAACGCUGGCGUUCGUUGCGCGAUUCGUUCAUUAAAAUACAGAGAUCGCUCAAACACAAUCCCGGGCAGGUGAUCAAGUGGGUAUACUACAAGAGGCUGAUGUUUCUGAUACCUCAUAUCGAGUCGAAGGAAAUCUCAGCAGAUGGAACUUUUAAAACGGACGAUGAGGAAACUCAGGAUACGUCACAUGUUGACUGUGAAUCAGAUAUUGGAAUUGACUUUUUAAAAAAGUUAGAGGCUUCUGAUUUAUUGGGUAAUAGAGCGAAGAAAAAACACGUGGAGGAGGAUCCAUUGUCGCCUGAUAUUUUUGUAAAGAAAAAGAAACACAGUGAUGAAUGUCGUACUUCAAACGUGACAGAAAUGGACGCUGAUGAGCAGUUCUUGUUGAGUUGCUUGCCAGCGUUGAAGAGGUUGCGGCCUAGAGAUAACGCGAUAGCAAGGAUGAGGAUUCAACAAGUUUUGUUUGAUGUUGAGUUUGGAGAAGAGGAGCAAAGCGAGGAAGUUGUGACUAAAGUGGAAGAAGAUGACUGAAGUUUGGGUUUAUUUUUUAGGUUGUUAGAUUUUGUAAAUUUAA
Molecule: messenger RNA, 767 nt
Organism: Zophobas morio
Lineage: Eukaryota; Metazoa; Arthropoda; Insecta; Coleoptera; Tenebrionidae
Exons: 3
Coding region: 14-724 (236 amino acids)
Biological process (GO): regulation of transcription by RNA polymerase II
Cellular component (GO): nucleus; transcription regulator complex
Molecular function (GO): DNA binding
Source: RefSeq, a predicted model, not a curated record